AUGCUGGCGCUGCUGGGGGAGGCAGAAAUGCCUUGGGACGCGCAUCUAUCCAGCGAUGCAGCAGACCUUGGUCUACUCAAGGACACCCCUCCCGGGCAGCCCAGACCAAAAGGAGAGCAGGACCAGCUGGGACCUCACUUCCUGGAGCUCCAGCAUGAGCCAGAUCACAAGCGGCGCUGCGCGCCCUGCCGCCGCGAGCUGCUGCACGAGUCUCGCACGUCCAAGGAAGGGCCUGCCUUGCUCUCAGCUGCCAGGGGGGACGCUAGGGCCCCAAUCUGCUGUGACGAUGGAAGAGUGGGAACGGUUGCAGAAGGAGGCACCUGCAGCGAAGGACGCAGACAUGUCAUAAACGUGCCUUCUGGUGAUGUCCCCCUAGGAGGCCACCACCCCGUGCAGGAAGGAGAGGUGUUCAACAUGAGAUACCAGGCUCUGCGCAAGCUGGGCUGCGGGGCCUUUGCCACAGUCUGGCUGUGCCAGGACAUGAGGAGGAAGAAACACGUAGCUGUGAAGGUCCCCAGAAGUGGGGAAAGCUUUGCUGAGGCUGCCCAGGACGAGGUCUCUCUCCUCCGAUGUGUGAGCAGCAUGAAGAAGAAGGACCGAGCAGGAGAAAACAUCAUCUGUUUAUUAGAUGACUUUAGAAUGAUGGGAGAGAACGGCUUCCAUAUUUCUUUGUUAUUUGAAGCACUGGGUCCUUCUCUGAGAUGUCUGAUGGGUAACUAUGCAGUCCAGGGCCUUCCUUUGCCUUUUGUGAAAAAAACUUUACAGCAGGUGCUAGCAGGCCUGCAGUUCCUGCACCAACGCUGUCGGAUUAUUCAUACAGACAUCAAACCAGAGAACAUUCUGCUGUAUGUAGGUGACAAGACCCUCCAGAGUCUUCUGCCUGAUACUGUCGACUCUAGCCAGAGAACAGAUUUGGGGCAAAAGGGACCAGAAAGCAUUUUAGGAUCUUUAAGGCUGAAAAACUUUAAAGGAGCGCGUACGUGUGAAGUACCUGCUGGUUCGGAGAAAGACCUGAUUUCUCUCUGUCCUUUCCAUCUAGGAGGUGAUCUUGGCAAUCGAUUGGAACACUCUGAUUUAAUGAGCAUAGAAGUGAAAAUUGCAGACCUGGGCAGUGCGUGCUGGACAUACAAGCCUUUUUCAAAGGAGAUCCAGACCCAACCGUACCGUGCCCUGGAAGUGCUUCUUGGGUUAGACUACGGCACUCCUGCAGAUAUCUGGAGCACAGGCUGCCUGGCAUUUGAGAUGGCAACUGGAGAGCGUCUGUUUGAUCCUCGACCUGGGAAAUACUUCUCCAGAGAUGAUGAUCAUGUUGCCCGUAUUAUUGAACUCCUGGGCAGAAUUCCUCCUCAAAUAGCUUUCUCCUGGAAGAAGUCAACAAAAUUUUUCAGCAGACCAGGUGCUCUUCUGCGGAUCUCUAGGCUUCUCCCUCGCAGCCUCUGCAACAUCCUGGCAGAGAGACACAACUGGGCAAAGUGUGAGGCUGCGCCGUUCACCAGCUUCCUCCUGCCGACGCUGGAGUACGCGCCCGAGAAGCGGGCCACGGCGGCGCAGUGCCUGCAGCACGCCUGGCUGGGCUCCCCGUGA
Struthio camelus australis is the source of this 1584-nucleotide messenger RNA. The record is from RefSeq and is a predicted model, not a curated record. Lineage: Eukaryota; Metazoa; Chordata; Aves; Struthioniformes; Struthionidae.